CAUAUUUUUGUUCUAAAUUUUAAUAGUAAUUGAAUCAAAACAAAUCCAACGGUCAGCAUCGUAUGCAUCAGCUUAGCUCAAAGAAAUUCUGUUGUAAUUAGUUUCAAUGGUUUCUAGUAUUAAGACCAUUAAGAAGAACACAUUUAAAAAAAAUCGCACCUUGUUAGCCCGACAGUAUGGCAAAUACUGCAUUUGUGGAGGAUUGGAACAGUAUUAUUCCAUACAAAAUCAAGGCAGCGGAUCUGGAACACCCAACGGAAUCAUUUGUUUUCAGAUGUAUUAUAAGCUUCCUGAAGAUGUUGAAGUAUAAUGUGACCGAAUUCGAAAAUAUGUACAACGAACCGAAGGAGGGUCUGAUGUUGAAAAGGAAACAGCUGGCAGCGCACAUCAACCACUCAUACCAACUCUGCCUUGGUUCUAAGUCGAGCAGUUUCUUUUAUGUGGAUUUAAUUAAACCAUCGCCUAAAAAGACCAUCCAUGUUCUCAAUAUACUUCUGAAUUACUUAUUCUACGUUAACAUGGUUCGAGAUGAAACAGUCGAGCGAGCUACGCGAUGUACGGAAAAGUACCAGGAACUGUCUGCCAAGCUCAACCAACAGCAGCGUGAAAUGGAAACGCAUAAGAUAAAAGUUCAUAAUAUUGAAGAAAACAUCAUGGAAAUGAACAAGCAGUUGCCACAGCUACAGAACGAGAACAAAGCAUUGCGGACCAAGAAAACACAGCUCAAGGAGAGGAUGGCUACAAUCAAGACCGCGAAGAGUGAAUUCGCUGGAAAAAUCUCCAAACUGAAAACAAAAUAUGCGAAAAUAAAGGAACAACGAGUGGAGGACAAGGAAGCGGCUGCCUUGAUAGAGAAGAACAAAGCUCUGGAGACAGAGAUAGCGGAGUGUGAAAAGCAGGAGAAGGACUUGCAAUUAACCAACUCCCAGUAUUCGACUUUGAUCAGUCGUAUCAAACCAUGUCUACAUAUUGCGGAGGAAAUCCUCCAGAAUCCAAUAGACAAUUCGCUGAGAGUCUUGGAGAAUCAAGUUGAUGAACUUAGAUUGAAACACAGCAAACUAGAACAAGAUCAGGCCAAAAAAGUCGCAAUGUGGGACGCAUUAAAGAUAAAUUGUGAAUCUGUAAGGGCCUAUAUGGAUGAAAAAAGCAAGGAACUUGCUGCUAGACAGAAGGCACUGAGAAAGAAUGAGCGUCAAACAAUAAGUAAAUUUAAAACAAGACAGUCUGAGCUUGAUGAGUUACAAGAGAAAAAUGGCGUAUAUUUGGACCAGAUCGAAAUCCUGAAGGAGGAAAUUUUGUUGGUGAUGCAAAUAGCAGAUGAGACAAUGGCCUUUUUAAUGCGAGACCCCAUCAGAAUAAGUAAUGAUUUACCACGCGACUAGGGGUUGAUUGUUCAUUUAUACUGAGUUUUUAUUAUUAUUGGAAGGUCUAGUUUGUUACAUGUUAUUUAUGAUGCAAAUCAAUAUUAAUAAAAGAGCAAUGUAUCAGAACUGAACAAAU
This is a messenger RNA of Toxorhynchites rutilus septentrionalis, 1500 nucleotides long. RefSeq lists its product as uncharacterized. The transcript is spliced from 7 exons. NCBI's taxonomy places the organism in Eukaryota, Metazoa, Arthropoda, Insecta, Diptera, Culicidae. The record is from RefSeq and is a predicted model, not a curated record. The coding region runs from base 177 to 1382 and encodes 401 amino acids.